AUAUAUUUUAAGAAGAUGAGUUUCUAUAUCGUCGCUCUCCUCAUAAUAACCUAUGUGUUUUCGAAGACUUUCCUGAGAAAACUGAAGAUUCCUCGGAUCUUCGACAAAUAUGUGUUCAUAACUGGAUGUGAUCGCGGUUUUGGACAUUUGUUAGUCAAACGUCUAGAUUAUCUAGGAGCUAACGUGUUCGCAGGAUGUUUGACAAAAGAGGGGAAAAAUAUGUUAGACAAAACAACGUCGUAUCGGGUAACGUCAUUGCUGAUCGACAUCACUGACGAAAAUAGUAUUAAAGAGGCAUGCGCAUUUGUGAAAACGAGGCUACCUAAUGGACGAGGUUUGCAUGGUCUAGUUAACAAUGCCGGUAUUUACGACGCAGUUGGCCUCUUGAUAUCAGAAUGGAUUCCUAUCGAAGAUUACAAGCGUUUGAUGGAUGUAAACCUGUAUGGAAUGGUUCGCGUGACAAACAGGUUUCUACCACUACUGAGAGCAGAGAGGGGUCGAAUUGUAAACAUGUCGAGCAUAUGUGGCAGAUUAAUUGCGUCGAUGGGUGCGCCGUAUGUCUGCUCGAAGUUCGCAGUGGAGGGGUAUUCGAAUACUCUCAGACAGGAAUAUUAUUCAGCCGGUAUCAACGUGAGUAUUAUUGAACCUAGUGGAUAUCAAACCAGCAUCUUUGACAAUGAAAAACUGAAGGAAAAGUUACGUGAUUAUUUUAAACGUCAAGACGAGGAUGUUCAGGAGUAUUACGGGAAGGAUUACCCAGAUCUUUUAACAAAGGACAUGCUAUCCAACAGAUGGCUUUCUAACCGUCUGUACCAAGUCGUCGACGCAUAUGAACAUGCUCUGACAUCCAAGUAUCCAGAGGCUCGAUAUAUUGUGGGCAAAGACAGUAACACGUUCAUAAGACUUCUGCAUUUCGCCCCCGAAUGGUUCGCCGCGAAGGUGUUGGGAACUCUCAAUUGGCCGCUACCUAAAGCCUUACGUAAGGGUCGAUUGCUGGAAGCUUAUAAAUCAUAA
Ylistrum balloti is the source of this 1014-nucleotide messenger RNA. Its product is annotated as 17-beta-hydroxysteroid dehydrogenase type 6-like. The record is from RefSeq and is a predicted model, not a curated record. Bases 16 to 1014 code for a protein of 332 amino acids. Gene Ontology annotation, molecular function: oxidoreductase activity. The transcript has 4 exons. Lineage: Eukaryota; Metazoa; Mollusca; Bivalvia; Pectinida; Pectinidae.